This is a messenger RNA of Arxiozyma heterogenica, 357 nucleotides long. It is a transcript of the gene DAD3, whose product is annotated as Dad3p. Lineage: Eukaryota; Fungi; Ascomycota; Saccharomycetes; Saccharomycetales; Saccharomycetaceae. Gene Ontology annotation, cellular component: DASH complex; mitotic spindle. Gene Ontology annotation, molecular function: microtubule plus-end binding. The transcript has a single exon. Gene Ontology annotation, biological process: attachment of spindle microtubules to kinetochore. The record is from RefSeq and is a predicted model, not a curated record. Bases 1 to 357 code for a protein of 118 amino acids.
AUGUCAGAAAAUUCACAAAAUAUGUCUAAGUUACAACAGGAAGUAUUGUCCAAGUAUUCGCAAUUAGCAGAAUCUCUUCAUAGAUUAGAUGUAACAGUGAAACAGUUAAAUCAAUCAGCGAGGGAAACAAAAGAAAAUUCUAAUAAUGUGUCUGCAGAAGAGAUAUUGGAGGAGAUGAGACAGAUCGAGACUAAGAUCGGACUUAUUGGAACAUUAUUUAAGGGUAGUGUAUAUUCUUUUAUCUUACAAAGAAAGAAUGAAUUCAAUCUAAUGAAUAAUAGUUCUUCAAUACAUACAAGCAAUAAUAAUAAUAAUCAAAAUAAUAUUAUUAAUAAAGGUGAUAAUGGUGACAGGUAA